UGGGCAGGGUGCUGGCGGGGAGACGCGGAUUGUAGCGGCCGGUUGCGGGGAGGGAGGCUGCCAGCGGGACCCGGAGCAGCCCAGCACCAUGGGGAUGUUCGGCACGAGCCGCCUCUUGCUCGGAGCUGUGAGCUGCACAUUCUUUCUGGCAGCUAACAGCCUAUAUUCAUCCAGUGAUGAUGUGAUAGAGCUAACACCAACAAACUUCAACAAGGAAGUCAUUCAGAGUGACAGUUUAUGGCUGGUAGAAUUCUACGCACCAUGGUGUGGUCACUGUCAAAGACUAACUCCUGAAUGGAAGAAAGCAGCGACAGCAUUAAAAGGUGUUGUGAAAGUCGGUGCGGUUGAUGCAGAUAAGCAUCAGUCCCUAGGUGGUCAGUAUGGUGUUCGAGGAUUUCCAACUAUCAAGCUAUUUGGAUCCAACAAGAACAAAGCAGAAGAUUACCAGGGUGGCAGAACAAGUGACGCAAUUGUUGAUGCUGCUUUAAGUGCUCUUCGAUCACUGGUAAAGGAUCGUCUUAGUGGCAGAAGUGGAGGAUAUAGUUCUGGAAAGCAGAGUAGCCAAGAAAGUGGAGGCGGGGAUAAGAAGGAUGUGAUUGAACUGACUGACGACAGCUUUGAUAAGAAUGUUGUGAAUAGUGAUGACGUUUGGCUGGUAGAGUUUUAUGCCCCAUGGUGUGGACACUGCAAAAAUCUGGAGCCAGAAUGGGCAGCUGCUGCUACAGAAGUGAAAGAACAAACCAAAGGAAAAGUAAAACUGGCGGCUGUAGAUGCUACAGUGAAUCAGAUGUUAGCCAGCCGGUAUGGGAUCCGUGGAUUUCCCACAAUCAAGAUCUUUCAGAAAGGAGAAGACCCUGUUGAUUAUGAUGGUGGAAGAACAAGAUCUGAUAUAGUUGCUCGAGCUCUGGAUCUUUUUUCUGAAAGUGCCCCACCACCUGAGCUUCUAGAGAUUAUUGAUGAAAAUGUUGUGAAGAGUACCUGUGAUGCCCACCAGCUCUGUGUCAUUGCUGUGUUGCCCCAUAUUCUUGAUACAGGAGCUGCAGGUAGAAAUUCCUACUUGGAAGUCAUGUUAAAAAUGGCAGACAAAUACAAAAAGAAAAUGUGGGGGUGGCUGUGGACAGAGGCUGGAGCUCAGUCUGAGCUUGAAAACUCAUUGGGAAUUGGAGGAUUUGGGUACCCAGCUAUGGCAGCAGUUAAUGCACGGAAGAUGAAAUUUGCCCUCCUGAAAGGAUCUUUCAGUGAACAAGGGAUUAAUGAGUUUCUCAGGGAGCUCUCCUUUGGUCGUGGAUCUACUGCACCAGUAGGUGGUGGGGGUUUCCCUAAAAUUAACACAGUCGAGCCGUGGGAUGGCAAAGAUGGUGAGCUUCCAGUUGAAGAUGACAUUGAUCUCAGUGAUGUGGAUCUUGAAGACUGGGAUAAAGACGAAUUGUGAGAUCUUCAGGAAGUUUCUUUUCUUGGGAGGGUUUGGAACAUUGUUCACAAUCAAAUGGAUAUUCCAGUGGCCUUUUUACAGAGAAGUAGCACUGGGCCAGCUCUCUGCACCACUGCGACAGUGAACUGUAUGCCUCUCAAGAAAACAUUGCAAAAAUUCUAUGAAUUGUUGUAACCAGUAAAUUUGAUUGUAUUCUGUGUAACAAAUAUUUUGAGGACAACACUGAUCUUUGAUUACAACAUCUUGGUUUUUAUUUUGUCCAUAGAGUGUGUGCUCUUUGAAUGUUUCUGGGGGAUGUUACUGUAACCAGUUUUAAAUGUAAUUUUUUUUUCAUUCAGAUGGAACUUGACCAGCUUCUGUUUCAAUUAAAGAAUAAAACAAGAUAUUUUUGACAUAGA
Gopherus evgoodei (Goodes thornscrub tortoise) is the source of this 1830-nucleotide messenger RNA. RefSeq names its product protein disulfide isomerase family A member 6 (gene PDIA6). Bases 89 to 1432 code for a protein of 447 amino acids. The transcript is spliced from 13 exons. Gene Ontology annotation, cellular component: endoplasmic reticulum lumen. Gene Ontology annotation, biological process: response to endoplasmic reticulum stress. The record is from RefSeq and is a predicted model, not a curated record. Gene Ontology annotation, molecular function: protein-disulfide reductase activity; protein disulfide isomerase activity. Lineage: Eukaryota; Metazoa; Chordata; Testudines; Testudinidae.